CUCCUCGACUUGAUCAGCUAAACCUUGCUGGCAGCAUGAGAGCAGUAUUAUGACUACGGCUUUUUUGAGAAAUACUGCAACCUGGAGUAUCAUGCCUAGCAUUUAAAGUUCUGAAGAGCUUUGACGGAAUUAGAGAGCGCAAUGGGAAAUACUGUGAAAACACCGAGAGCCUCUGAAGAAACAAAUGUGCCAAGCCAAACGGGUCAGGAGAGUGAUUUCCUUGCUGUCCUCUAUGACUAUCCUUCAGCAGACAUAAGCCAACCUAUAUUUCACGUAGGGGAAAAACUGCGUGUGCUAUCAGAUGAAGGAGGCUGGUGGAGAGUCCAUUCCCUUACAACAGGUCGAGAAAACUACAUUCCAGGAAAAUACGUAGCAAAAGUUUACCACGGCUGGUUAUUUGAAGGGCUGGGAAGAGAAAAAGCAGAGGAACUUCUACAGCUACCCAACACCAAGGUUGGCUCCUUCAUGAUCAGAGAGAGUGAAACUAGGAAAGGGUUAUAUUCCUUGUCGGUGAGGCACAGGCAAGUGAAACAUUACAGGAUCUUCCGCCUUCCCAAUAACUGGUAUUACAUCUCUCCACGGCAAACCUUUCAGUGCCUUGAAGACCUUGUGAAUCACUACUCAGAAGUUGCGGAUGGUCUCUGCUGUGUCCUUACAACACCUUGCCUUACCCAGUGCACUAACAACAACAGCGUAAUGAAUCAAGUACCUCCGGUGGUGAUGCGGAAUAAAAACUUCAACUGGAGAAAUAUUCACAGGCUGGAGGUGACUGAAGAUGCUGAAAGCACUCUGGCAGCAAUGGAUGAUUCUUGUCUCAGCUAUGGCCUGAGGGAAAGUAUUGCUUCCUACCUCUCCUUAACAGGGGAUGACAACACUUCUUUUGCAAGUGCCAGAAAGAAGAAAGCCCAAUCUCUUAUAUACACAGGGAGCAAACGAAAGAGUACCCUUCAGUUGCCACCGACAUACUAUGAAGACUAAAUGUAAGACAACCAGGG
This is a messenger RNA of Balearica regulorum gibbericeps (East African grey crowned-crane), 995 nucleotides long. It is a transcript of the gene SLA, whose product is annotated as Src like adaptor. NCBI's taxonomy places the organism in Eukaryota, Metazoa, Chordata, Aves, Gruiformes, Gruidae. The record is from RefSeq and is a predicted model, not a curated record. Gene Ontology annotation, molecular function: protein binding.